CGUAACCCCUACUACGUGAAACUCAGAUGUGAGUUUCGUGUCGAACAACAGAGUCUGUGGAAACGAGCUCUCUGUGUCACCGUGCUUGGUGGUUAACCAGUGAUUUACAUUAUAAUGCAGCAUGUGCUGGCAAUACGCCCCCAGCAGUUGCUGCAGCAGUGACAAUGGCUGUCCACAGGCUCGACGUCGCCGCUCGGCAAACUGCCUCGCGCUACAUUGAAAAACGCCGACAGGACUUUCGUAGAGAGCUUCAGUGGCUGACUCGGGAAUAGCGAAGCUGAAGGGGAACUGCAGGACGAGACAUCGCCAUUUUAGGGUUCGCCUUCAUAAAAAAGACUCCUCUGACCUCAUGUGUUCUGUGAUUGCGCCCUCUGUUUCGAGUUUGUAGCACGCGAUAUUUCUGCGGCUCGCCAUUGCUUCCGUUGACACGUCCCUUGCUACACGAAAAUUGGGACGAUGUUCCCGGAAAACAAGAUAUUUAAAGCAGCCGUUGUUUACUGCUGGUAUACUGUUAGCUUAGGCAGCAGUGGAACCAGCUGUUCGCGCGCAGCAGGCUUUUGUGAUACUUUCGCCGGACACCCUUUCCUCCUCUUUAAACGCCACGGUCGAUCUGAGACGCCACAGAAGAAGGCAUGGUCCAUUCAUUAAGCUCAUUCUCACGGGACUUUGCACUCCACGCGAUUUUUCCUCUUUUCCCACGACUGUUCGGGGCUGCGUCAUUUCUCGUUUUGGAAACUUGCUUUAUUACAGACUCCAUGCCGUCGCGUGCUUCUUCUCAGGGCCACACCCGAGAUCGACUCGCGACCACGGUUCAGAGAGCGGAGCGUCAACGUCGAAACUGUUGCUGAAGCCUUCUUCCGCGAGCAGAGAGGGUGGCUUGCGGCGACUGGCUCGCAGGCUGCCUGGCGUGGACGGGUCAACCGUGGGGUGACACUUUCGUAACUUUUCUUAUGCAUCCUCUUUGAAGGAUUCCUUGACCCACCACAGCGUAUCGUGGUUUUUCAGAUCGAUUUGCGGAUCAACACUGACGCUGUCGCGCGGCUUUUCCUACGCCGGGCACUCCUUUCUACCGCUCUAGCUUGCUCGCGGUCUUGCAGCUCGUCUUGCGCAAGACGUGUCCUGUGGCCGCGGCACCGCGCUCUGUGCUCUUGUACGUCGAUUUCUUUGUUCCAUCGAAGGGUACGCCACUCCUCACCAUUUUUUGUCGGAAUCACCUCAAGACUCCGUGAUUUCCUUCGCGUUUCUUCAAUUUGUUCCGUUUCUUUCGCAAAAUACCCAUGGCGCUCAACAUCACGGCUCCGCCGUCGCCGCUGGCCAGCGACACUGUGACCUCGCCUGCGGCCGGGAAACCCAGGGAAGAUUCCCUUCCAGCUUCUCCGGUUGCGGCGGUUUCUCGCGGCUCUUCCUUUCCCGCUUCCCCGUCUUCAGCAGCUGGACGCACCGAGACUGCUCCUAAGGCCGAAGACAGUCCAAAGGCAGGCAGCCGGCGCCCGUCCUUCUUGAGUCUGAAAAAAAAGCGCACCGAACAGGGCAACGAGGCGGACAACGCCGAGGAGCCCCGACAGAGUCGCCGCAACAGCUUCGCAAACAAAGCCAAGGCGCUGCUGGGAAAGGCCACGAAGGGCGACUCCAAGUCCGUCAACGACGACGAGGUCGACAGCACGUCGGCGGCUGCUGAGGCAAGCGAGAAGACCGAGGAACUCGCUACGAGUCCGAAGGCAGAGUCGCGCACAGAUAAGUGGAGACGCCGUCUGUCUCUGUCGCGCGAUCGCUCUGUCGAGCGCGGUCUCACUGCCAACGAGGAAGGAACUGCCGGCGUCAAGGGCCUAGGGUCGGAGCCUGCGUCCCCGCAGAACGACACGCCUGAGUCUCGUUUGGGCCGUCUGAAGAGAAGACUCUCGCUGUCGAAGGACGGUGACCGGAGCCGGCGCCAGUCACACGUCGCAGAGGCCGAAAAGGGAAAGGCGAACGAAGGCGAACAGUCCGAGAAGCAGGAUGAGGCGGCUAACUCGCAAGAAACGCCUGCGGAUGUUUCAGCGGUGAAAGAAGAAGCAGAGAACGAACCCGCGCCGACGAUGCAAGUGUCUGAAGCCAAGAGCCAGACAGUUUCACCUACGAACGAGAAGUCGGAAUCCCGCAGAGACAAGUGGAGACGCCGUCUCUCGCUCUCGCGCGACUGCUCCGUGGAAAGAAGCGAGAAGGGAGAGAACAUGCCCAAGAGCCCCGCAGCCGAUGAAGAAAGCAGUACCAAACGCUUUCUGCGUCGUCUGUCCAUCUCAUCCCGCGAUGAGAAACGCAACUCCGACUCGGAGCGCGAGGGCGAACCCAAGGAAGGCCGCUUGUCCCGACUGAGACGCAGACUGUCGAUAUCCAAGAAGGAGAAGGAGUCGGAUGAGCAAGCGGAAGAAGGCGCAUCCUCCGAGGUGGAGAAGGAGGGCCGCGGUCGUCGCUUGCUGAGACGCCUGUCUGUCAGCUCGCGAAAGUCUGCUAACGAAGAAGAUGGAGAAGGUGCCCAGGAGAGCACUGCCGCGAAGCUGAAGCGUCGUCUCUCCCUGUCUUCGCGCGCCUCCCGAGCUAGCCGCGAGGGCAGCGUUUGCUCCAACGACGGAGAAGACAAGAAGGAGAGCUCUUCCUUGCGACGGCGACUUUCGCUCCGCUCGCGCUCCCGCGAACCCCCUCUCCCGUGCCCGGCGGGCCAGCAGACCCGCAAGUCUUUGCAGGAGAAAGUGAAGAGCCUGGUGAAGCGCCGGGACAUCCGCGCGGAAGACAUGGAGCGCGUCGAACAGCUCCAUAACCCCGACUAUAAGCCGGGUGCCCACAAAAUCGACUUUGCGUCCAGCGACGAGGAAUCUGAGAGGGAGGACGACUGCCUCGACAAGAAUCCUAGCCCAGGGCUCGCGGCAAACCUCACCGAAGGCUUCGCGGUCUCGUCGGAGUCGUCCCCUAUCGCUUCUGUUCACCCGGAAACUGAGACCCCGCACCUGUUUCCUGUGGAUGAACAAGUCACAGCGAGCCCGAUGCGUCUAGAAACUCCCAAAGACUUUGAAGAGUGGUUGCACACCACCGCGGAGGAGGACGCCGGCGUCCACCUCACACCCGGCGACAUUGAGGAGACUGCCCUGACCGUGCGUUCGCCUCGCACGGAGAAGAAGCAAGAAAAUGACAACGGCGUGUUCGGCUUGUUCUGCUGUGGAGUGGGCUCGCGGGAAACUGAAGAAGAGCGCAGAAGAUGGAAGGAGGCCCUCCGCUACUCCUGCUCCAAGAUGCGUCCGCAAGAAAAAGUCUUCAUGCAGCAGCCUCUUGUGUGCCGGGAGCUUGGCUUCGAUGACAUCGAAUUUAGCCACAAGCUCUGCUAUGCGCCCACAGAGUACUCCCUUGAAAUUGAGAAAGCAUUCUAGAGGGCCGGCCUCGCGAUCCGGGACUCACGCAUGAGGAAGCGUGGGACGUUCUAAAUACUUUUAAAUGUCCAGCAGAAUCGCGGAUGUGACAAUGUUGUAGACGCUGUGAAUCAUUCACACGUGGUUUCGUUUUCUUCCGACUCCGGAAACAUUUUUAGCGACAAACACGGGAGGGCAAACGGGUAGAUCUGAUGCUUCCAUGGUGUAUCUGAGCAGUGGCCGCCUGUGCUGUACACCUCAGGUACCGCUUUCUGCCAUCCUGUGUGAAGCAACUCUAUAAUCCAUUCGUCGCGCUAGCAUUUGCUGCUUAUGUUUUCUGUCUUGCAGAAAGUCGUUUGAGAUUCCCCAGGGAAGGGAGGACUGUGAAGCACAUAUCUGGACCUGAUGGUACACGAGUGAACCCACUUUGUCUUACGUGUCGUGAUGUAUCGUGACGGGUAAUGCGAUUUACCCGCGGGACGUGUUUCUUUCAAGUCGGCGUAUAUUCAGAUCAUCGUGGAUAAGAAGUGGCGGGACUGCUUUGAGAUUCCCUGCGUGAAACGGGUGUAUGAGUGCGUCAGUGCCUUAGGAAACGUUCAACUCCUGUUCGGUUUUUCCAACAAACAGUUGUGCCUCCGUUCUCUCCGGAGACGUACCAAAAGGCUAGAUGCUCUGGAUAGUGUUACCCGAAGUGAUUCACCGUUGAAAACCUUACAAAAAUGUACCGCUGGAUGCGCACUUCAACUUUUACGUCAGGACGGCCUAAUCAGAGCCCGAGACAGCAACG
Messenger RNA from Toxoplasma gondii ME49, 4164 nucleotides. RefSeq lists its product as hypothetical. The record is from RefSeq and is a predicted model, not a curated record. The transcript has a single exon. The coding region runs from base 1278 to 3398 and encodes 706 amino acids. NCBI's taxonomy places the organism in Eukaryota, Apicomplexa, Conoidasida, Eucoccidiorida, Sarcocystidae.